Podospora pseudopauciseta is the source of this 1239-nucleotide messenger RNA. RefSeq lists its product as uncharacterized. The record is from RefSeq and is a predicted model, not a curated record. NCBI's taxonomy places the organism in Eukaryota, Fungi, Ascomycota, Sordariomycetes, Sordariales, Podosporaceae. The coding region runs from base 308 to 1183 and encodes 291 amino acids. The transcript has 2 exons.
GACCUGUUCUUUGUUCCAGCAGGCGGCGUCAAACAGUAAUAACAGCUUAUCAAACGCCGUUCUUGGACGUAGUCUGUUCGGGCCCCCAGCUCACAGCGGCCUGGCCUUAUUGGCAACUGCUGUUUCCAUCUUUCCCAUGGCACCCACCAUUACUUCCUCCUCAUCCUCUUCCUCCUCCUCCCCCCCCCCUUUUCCCCCACGCAUCCUCGCCCUCCAUCUCCACAACACACACUACUUUCUCUUGACAGUCAAUUUUGUCCGACAAACUACCAUAUGCUCACAUCUUCUUCUCGCACAUUGAACCACGAUGCCAAACAUAGAUCUCCAGGUUCUAAAGGAACCCAGCAUGCCCCAGGGCGAAGCAGAUGUUCUCGACACAUUGGCCAAAGCAUUAAACUCCAGCGAUGAUUCUGCAGUCGUCGCGGCCAACCUGGAAGACGAGCUACGACAGUUAAUUGCCUUAAGCAAGUCAACAAAGGCUGCAGACACCCUGCUUUGGAAUCUGUGGGUGAUGCUGUUGGAGGUGGUGAGAAUCGUGCCCAUCGAACAUCCAUGGCACGCCGCGCUCGCCGCUGGCAUGAACAACUUGCGCUCGAGAGGCGGGCUUGUGGUUGAGCUCGAGGGUUGCACGCUGAACUGGGCGGACCUGCCCGAUCUGAGCAUGUAUGUCUUCGAUAAGUGGUUUGACGCUACCGAGUUGGACGACUACACCUCGGAGGACAUAGACGCCUGGAAACGCUGGAACUCAUUUGCGUCACAGCUCCUGAAUGAAGAGUACAUGAACUGGAUUAUUUUUCCCUACUUGGAGAUACGCUCGGCGCUGGAAUUUCCCCCGCCGGAGGACCCAACUAUAUUCGAGUGCAGACUUUGGAUAGCAACUCAGUGGCUGACCCAAUGCGCCGAACUUGUGUACAGCGAGAUGACUUGUGGGGUAGACUUGGAGGAGAAAACAAAGUCGGCAAUCAAACCCGGCCCGCUGUGCGAGGGUGUCUACCCGCGCAGUCUGCAGCGGUGGGAGUUUUGGCGGGAAAGACUUGAAGCGCUGGCGGGAGAGAAGGGUCUGGAGCAGGAGACGGAUUCGGGGGAUGGCGGUGCAGGGCGGACCAUCCCCAGUGCAUCGUUAUCCCGAAUUCAACAGGCGAUCAAUGCUAUGGACGCUGCGAGCAACAACGCCCGAGUCUAGUUAGACAAUCUUCUUGUAUUACUACUUCCUUUCCAAUACUAGAUGUUACACUGCAA